Fusarium tjaetaba is the source of this 843-nucleotide messenger RNA. RefSeq names its product FMn-binding split barrel-related. Lineage: Eukaryota; Fungi; Ascomycota; Sordariomycetes; Hypocreales; Nectriaceae. The coding region runs from base 1 to 843 and encodes 280 amino acids. The record is from RefSeq and is a predicted model, not a curated record. The transcript has a single exon.
AUGAAGUUCUCGCAUGCCAUAGCAGGCUUUGCUGCCACGGCCCAGGCUUUCACACCGGCGUCCAAUAUCUUUGGCGACAACGAUAACGCCGAUACAAAUGCUCCUCAUAAGAUCCCAACGGUCCACGAGUCCGUUGUCAUGGCACGCCGCAUCCUUGCUCUUACCAAGCUUGCGACACUCUCUACCGUCUUCCCAUCCGGACGAUCUAAUAUAGAACUCGAGUCCGACAGUAAUGGACUUGAGGGCGUUCCUAUCGGAAUGAUGGAUUAUGUGGCGGACUGUGAGGAUGAAGGUAACCCUACCAUUCUCGAGAUCAAGAUCGCAACCACGUUUAGAAACGUUCGGGCUGGAUCAAACCUUACCCUCUCCAUGAACUGGGUCCCACCCUAUCCGCCCACUAAGCGUAUCUCCCUUCUAUCACGACUCUCAGCAUAUAUCCCCUUCCUCUCCAGUCAUGGUUACAACAGCCGUUUGGAGGAGUCGCUCUCCGUGCCGGACACUGUCCCUUACUCUGCGGCCAACUUGCCACGUUUUGCCCUCUUUGGGUAUCUUGAGCCCAUCGAGACCACACCGGUAUCAGCACUGAAACUUGCGGCAUGCUUCACACGCAAGCACCAGGACGCCAAGUACUGGCUGCCUGGCAAUGUGAUCCACGAGAGCGCUUGGGCGCGUCUGGUCGUAACCAAGAUCUACUGGGUUGGCGGCUUUGGCGACCGCGCCCGAAUCGGCUGGCUGCCCGUUGAUGAGUGGAAGAGCGUUACCAGAGAUGAAUGGGAGAGCAUCAAGCUUCCCGGCGAGGAGAGAGGUUGGAGUGAGUGGUCAGUUAAUACUGCAGAGCUGUAG